This is a messenger RNA of Helicoverpa armigera (cotton bollworm), 4918 nucleotides long. Its product is annotated as beta-1,4-glucuronyltransferase 1. Lineage: Eukaryota; Metazoa; Arthropoda; Insecta; Lepidoptera; Noctuidae. The coding region runs from base 426 to 1970 and encodes 514 amino acids. The record is from RefSeq and is a predicted model, not a curated record. The transcript has 7 exons.
ACCGCGUGCCCAAACGAGUAUAGCCGGCCAGCCAGCAGUACGCCGCGCGCCGCCACCCGGGUCGCCUGUGUCGCUUCGGUACAUGUGCAUUACAAAAACUUGCUUUAUCGCAAGUUUAAACAUACAAGUGCAUAAAACUCAUCAAUAUCCCAUGUUUUUAUGAACAAUGGUGAAUCAAGCCGUAUAACGGGACGAUUGCGUGCACCCUGGCCACGCAAAUGCGGUUUUUGUAUAUUAGUGGGUGGAAAAAUAAACAUAACACUCCGGGGCAGAGGCGGCGCCAGCGCGGCGCCCGGCUCCACUCGCGUGCUGAUGACACAAUAAAUUGUGAUGCUGACACGAACAGAAGCUUAUAGGAACCUACGUCCUAGAGGACGACGAAGGACGUUCUAGUUUAAAUCUUUUAGUUUACAAUAAUUAUAAAAAUGCAAGUGCCUAAUUUUUUAAUCAUGUUGGGUAACCGCCGUAACUUAAUAUUUAGAGUGAGCAUUGUGUUUAACAUCGCCGUAUUGUUGUACGCGGCGAUGCACUACUCCGGCAACAGCGCCCCGGGGGUCGACUGGGUGCCGAUCACCAGUGAGGGUUUGGAAAGGACUGCCGAGCUUAGGUAUCUCAAAGAAGAUGUGCGAAAUGAAACCAUGGUAAGGUUUGCGGAAUUCGGUCCGCGAGUUGCGGAAUCCACGUCCCAGAAGGUAGUGCCCUCAACAAUGUCCACAGUUAAGAAGACUGUCUCGAGCACUGCGUCAGACGUAGAUAAGAAAAUCAGUGCUGCACCAUCUGAAGUGAACAUAGUCAAUGAAACUCUUGACGUCUACGACGAAAGUGUGCUGUCUGAAACAACCUUGACGUUACUCCGACAACUGCUCGGGUGCAACGACAAAGACUUUCUUCCUGAGACCCUGCAACGCGGAGAAUUCUGGGUGCUGAAAAAUUACGUACGCGCUAACCACGGCGCGAUAGCGUGUCACGAGAGCAUCACCUACACUACGCACGGUGGUUUCGAGUUCCUCGACAACCUGCUUCCUCUGGUAGAACGAUGGAUGGCACCAGUGAGCUUGGCGAUCCACGCGCCCGGCUCCGACAUGAUGCCCACCGUGAACAGCAUCAGGUAUCUUCGCGACUGCGUCGGCAAUGACCUCAUCCUGCAAUACGUCACCUUCCAUAUCUUCUUCUCCAACAAGCAUAUACCAUCCACCAUUCCAGUACCAGAAGAUUUUUUGAAGACAUCUUACAACUGCAGUGAACCACCACCGUACAUCGUCAACUCGUCUACAACUUACAAACAACAGAAGAAUCUUCUUUACCCAAUAAACGUGGGCAGAAACAUUGCGAGGGGUUCUGCACUCACACACUUCGUACUGCCGUCAGACAUAGAACUAUAUCCAAGUCCAGAUUUGGUACCAAAGUUCCUGAACAUGAUUGCUAGAAACGAGGCACCACUGAGCACUUCCAGUAAACCUAGAGUCUUCCCAAUAAGCAUCUUUGAAAUUGCUAAGAACCAAAAUGCACCAACGACCAAGUCGGAACUACAAGUAAUGUUGCGUAACAAGACUGCAAUCCCCUUCCACAAAUACGUGUGUCCCACGUGCCACAACAUUCCGCACGGCAAGGAGUGGAUGACGACUCUGGAAGGCAACCAGAUGGAAGUGUUCCACGUUGGCAAGAGGCAGGGAAAGUUCGUGCACUGGGAGCCAAUUUUCAUCGGAACCAAUCAAGAUCCGUUUUAUGAUGAGAGAUUGAGUUGGGAAGGAAAGCAAGAUAAGAUGACACAGGGCUACGUUCUCUGUGUCAAAGACUACGAGUUCAUGAUCCUCAACAACGCUUUCUUGGUCCACAAGCCAGGCAUCAAAUAUUACACGAAAAACGUCAAGAGGGACAAGAUCGGUUCGCGACAAUCUGCCUACGUCAGAAAUGUCAUCCAUCCUGAACUAAAGAAACUGUACGGAGUAAAAUCAGGUUGCGUGCUGUGACACCAAUCACGAAUCAAGAUAUUGAAAGUGAUCAAUCGUAGUACACCUUAGAGGUACAAAAUAGAUUCCAAGGCUAUUCCAAACGCUAGGCAAACUAAUAGAAGCUUACAGGGUUCAAUUUUCCGCCUGAUUUUGGAAAAUGUUUAAAUGGAAUUGUCUCCUAAUGAAACAUAUCAAUACGAACAAAAAUAUAAAUGCAAAGUAACUUUGGUUAAGAUUUAUACGCACACUUAUUUAUAAAUAAUGUGAAUAUGUAUAACGAAGCUAGAAAUGUACUGACUACUGUCCCAGGCGUCCUGAUUUACAAUGCAUAGGAUGCAUUUAAAAAGUCACGCUUCGAGGCCUUAAUCGUUUAACAUUAGGAACUGAUGUCCUUAUGUUAGAAACAUUAUACACGUCCGUUAUGUCUAAGUCAAUGUAUGAUGUAUAUUUAAAAUUUCUUAAAUUUUCUGUGAGGAUAUAUGUCACUAUUAUUUGAAAUACCAAAUAGGUAACAUAAAGUUGUGACUAACAUCGAAAGAGGAUCUACUUACAGAUACGUGCAAAAAUAUGGAUACCUGAAAGCUUUUGAAUGAAACUUCAGUAUGUAAAAUGCAAGUUACACCCAGUAGCUUUGCAAAGUGGUGUAACAGGCCCUAAGUAAAUUAAAUAAGUAAUAGAUUCAUCAAUUACUGUAGGUGACAUAUUUUUGCACGUGAAUAUUUGAAACAAAUGCAACCCAGUCUUAGAGUUCGCUACAGACAAGGCUAAAAAUAGUUAUAUUAAAGAACAUGUUUCGUUUAAAAUGUAAAUAUUUUGCUUAUGAGUUAACAUUUGGUGCGUUGGCUCUAAUUUUUAAGUGGUUAGCACACUGUGGCGUUAGACGAUAUUCUUACUACGUUUUGUUUGUCUACUGCUUAUAUUUGUAGCUUCGUCAAUGGUGUGCUGCAUGCCUUAAUAUGUAUGUAACAGAGUACUUGACUCGUGAUAUUUAAGUGCUUUUUUACAGGCAGUCGCUAUCGUAUCUAAAUGAUCGUAACAGAUUAUUCAGCUGCUAUUGACGAAAUAUACGACAUUUCAAUAAACAAACCUGAAUUUUCCAGUUAUCCAAAUAAGUAAAACAAACGAAUAUGAUAGCGUAAUUAAAAAGAAAGAGCUUCAAAUGUGUGAUUCCAAUUUGAACACUAUGUCCUAAUGACUUAAGUUUAAAUUUGUAUAUAAACUGUAUCUCAUUAUACAUACUCGUAUAUUGUAAUGCACGUGUACGUCUUGUAAUGUUUGUAUUUAUUUCUACUCAUUCUGAAAUGCAUUUUUAGUCUGUAUUUGAGUAGGUGUAUUCGCUAGCGGUAAAGUAUUUGUAGAAUUUUAUGAUAAUUAUAUUAUCGUCUAUGUACAUAAUCGGUUAAGUUAUAUAGUUAGAGUUUCUUUAGUUAAAUUUAUUUGUGAUUUUAUUUUUAGUUAAUCAUAAAAUCACAAACAAAUUGACAUGCAACUUAAGUUGCACUAUUCUCGCUAGUAAAAACAUUUGAUUGCGCUUUCACAUAGCGGAUUUUCCAUACGGAAAAACGUUGUUAGGCGUAAUAGAUAUAAAAACAUAAUUUUAUUUUUAUAAGCAAUUUAUUUUACAACGUAAAUUCAGACAACGCAUCGUUAAUUUAAAAGCAACAGUGCAUUGUUUAAAAUAAACUUUUCAAAAAGUGAAGAAAGCUAAAUUGACCCGUGUGUAUACAUGAUAUACAUUUAAGCCGUGUCUAUAAGAUGAUAUUACCUACUUCAGCGGUUCCUAUAUUUAUUGACUAAUAUUACCAGUUUGGACCCAGAAGAACACCAUUUUUUUUAUUCCUACUUGCAUCUAUGGUUUAGUUUUUUUUUUAUUCUAGCUUGACAAUAGGCCCAUUUUUUUGUAUCAUUCGAACCUGUUCGAUUUCACCCAUUGUAUUUAAAACCCAUACUUUAGGGGUUAAACCCAUAUCUUGGUUGGAAAAUUUAUAAAAAACUAGAUACUGGCUGCUUUUUGGAGCUUCCUUAUUAAAAAAAAACCAGUAACUCGGAAACGGACCAAAAACCACAACCCAUUUGAGUAUUGAAUCGACCAGGCAUUAUGUAUAUUAUGAAAUGAAUUUAAAAAAGUCAAUUUAAAUACAGCCUGCUUAGUAUAUAAUAUGCCUAAUAUUAUAUGAAACUCCGAUGAGUAUCGGCCUUAUUAUGGUAACUUUAGUAUUUAGUAGCUAUUGUAAUUUAAAAAUUAUAUAAAAAGUCCUAAGCUCACCACGUUCGAUAUUUAUUUUUAGGAUUAUUAAUAAGUUUAAUUGUUACUUAGAAUUCCUUAGUUUUAUUAUUGAAAGAAUUUUCGCAAGCUAUUAUUCCAAGGUAUUAGCAAAGUUGGUUACGUUUGUGAAUAUGAAAACUGGUUGAAACGGACACUUAUUUUUUUGUUACAACCAGUUUCCAUAUUUCUAGUAAAAUCUAGUUUUAAGACUGGAAAAAGUGGAACAAGAAAACUAUAUAUAGAGAGAGUAGGAUAAGUCUAUAGAAGUAAAGAAACGAAUUGGUAUCCUCUCCAUGCCUGCCUGACGAUAUUUUCCUAAGUAGCUGGACUAGGUACCUACGAUGUGGCAUUACAGCCUUUAAGCGUGUCCUUUAAAAGAUAAAGUAUUUUAUUAUAGUAUUAAUUUAUUUCUGAACAUCGCAAAGUUUAUUUUUAUACAGCUGCUAGAUUUUAUUAGUUUUAAAUUUAUCUUUUAGAUUGUAAUGGGUCCCGGUUAUGGUAAACGCAUGUGGUGAGCUUUCGAUAAGGCUAAGUGCCUCUAGUUUGUAAGCCCAACAUAUAGUCUUUUAAAUGUGAUCAUUUAUAAAAUAUUUAUCAAUGUAUAAUCUAAAUACUACGUUUUGUAAUGUUUUCGUAAGAAUCUACAUUAAUGUAAUCGGACCGAAAAUCGAUGUAAUACAAUAAAAAUUCUUACAUUUCA